AUGCUGGUUAUGAUGACGACUACUAUGGAAAUCCCUGCAUUAAAUCUCAUAAGGCUUUGUUAUGGAUAUGCCUGCCCUUCCCUGUUCCUGGUAUCAGUGGUCAUUGUGAGUCCUGGGCUAUAUAAAGCAGGUACCCUCUCAAUCCAAAAACAUCAGCAUCUUCAACAACCUGUUGACUACAAAACGACUGCAUCAGAAGAGAAAGAAGAGAGAAAAGCAACAAGAGAGAAACAACUGACUGAAGCCAUGAUCUCCACACUGCAGAAAAGCAUUAGACAAAUGUGGGCUGUCAGAGGACUGCACAAGUCAGCAAUUGAAGUUCUGAAGCGCCCGGCCCCAGAGGACACAGUCACAGCCAGCUUUGGGAAGUUCAUCAGUGAAAUAAAAGCCCAGCAUUUGUCCUCCUUAGUCCUCUACCGCAGCAAAAGGAUGGUGCUGGACAGCAUUGGGGUUGGCCUGAUUGGCAGCACGACAGACGUGUUUGAACUGGCCCUGCAGCACUGCCAGCACAUGUAUGCUCCAGACGACAUCAGCUCUGUUUAUGGACGCAGGGGCACCAGACUCUCCCCAACACUGGCAGCCUUUGUCAAUGGAGUGGCGACUCACUCCAUGGACUUUGAUGAUACGUGGCACCCUGCCACUCAUCCCUCAGGAGCAGUCCUUCCUGCUGUGUUAGCACUUAGUGACAUGAUGCCCGCUAACAGCAAACCCAGUGGCCUGGACUUCCUGCUGGCUUUCAACAUUGGCAUCGAGAUCCAGGGUCGACUAAUGAGGUUCUCUAACGAAGCCCACAACAUCCCCAAGAGGUUUCACCCUCCAACUGUGGUGGGGACAAUGGGAAGUGCAGCAGCUUGUGCUCGCCUCUUGUCUUUAAAUAACUCCCAGUGCAGUCAUGCAUUGGCCAUAGCUGCUUCUCUAUCUGGAGCACCAAUGGCUAAUGCUGCCACUCAGUCUAAACCCCUCCACAUCGGCAAUGCUGCACGUCUGGGACUGGAGGCUGCUCUGCUGGCCUCCCGAGGCCUAGAGGCAAGCCCCCUGGUCCUAGAUACUGUCGCAGGAGUGGCUGGCUUCAAUGCUUUUUAUGAAGACUAUGUGCCACAGCCUUUAGAGUCACCCAAUGAUGACGGCCACAUGUUCCUGCUAGAGGAGCAGGACAUGGGCUUCAAGCGCUUCCCAGCCCAUCUGGGAAUGCACUGGGUGGCAGAUGCCGCAGCCUCAGUCCAUAAGCUUCUUGUGGGAGUCGGCCCCGGGACCGUCUCCCCAGCUCAAGUCCAGGACAUCCAGCUCAGAGUCCCCAAGUCAAAGUACAUCAACAGGCCUUUCCCUGAGUCUGAGCAUGAGGCACGCCACUCCUUCCAGUUCAAUGCUUGCAGCGCCCUCCUGGACGGCGAGGUGACUGUGCAGUCCUUCACUCCUGCUGCCAUGAGCCGCCCCGAGCUGCUCACCCUGCUAAGCCGCGUUCGCGUGGAGAAUCCCCACGACAACCCAGCUAAUUUCAACCACAUGUAUGGCGAAGUCCAAGUGACACUUGUUGGGGGAGACAUUCUGAAGGGACGCUGUGACACCUUCUAUGGUCACUGGCGCAACCCACUGACCAAUGAGAGCCUGAGGAAGAAGUUCAGAAACAACGCAGGGGUGGUGCUGCCCUCAGAGAAGGUUGAGAGGUUGAUUGAUGUGGUGGAGGAGCUGGACAGAAUUGGAGACUGCAGGGCCCUUCUUUCACAGCUGCAAUGAAAACGCCAUAACAGCAUGACAGAACUCUUUGUACAUACAUAUAUAAAAAGACAUUUUACUGAACAGUUUACUAACAAAUGUAUUUAAAUUAACACAUUUGUUCACAUCAAUACUGAAGAAUAUCACCCAUCCAACACCUAACAUGCAUUUGGUAAAGGUGAUGUAUGGGAAGCAGUUGAGCCAUCUCAGAACAUAUUUAUCUAUGUUGCUAAAUUAUUUUAUUAUAUUAUUUUAUUAAGAAAUCAAUAUUAAGUGAGUUGUAAGAUUUUUCAAAUAUUCACAUACAUAUUGGACAUACAUACUGUAUGUACUGUACUUUAUACUGUGUAUUCCUGUCAAACAAUGGUUUGCAGCAGCACUUCCUCUUUGACAUUUGAACAUUGUAUUACACAAAUAUAGCAUUUCUGUUUGUGUGUUUUUGUUUUAAUAAAAUUUCUCAAAGGCA
This is a messenger RNA of Lates calcarifer (barramundi perch), 2179 nucleotides long. It is a transcript of the gene irg1l, whose product is annotated as immunoresponsive gene 1, like. The record is from RefSeq and is a predicted model, not a curated record. Gene Ontology annotation, molecular function: lyase activity. Lineage: Eukaryota; Metazoa; Chordata; Actinopteri; Centropomidae.